UUCAAGAUUGCGCCGUGUUUAGUUCAUAGUGAAUCAGUGAAGUGUCAAUAUGAAGUGGAUAUUGCUGUGUUGCUUCUUGACCGUAACCUUGGCCAUUCCCUUGAAUAACAAAGACGAUGGCUUUGUUGGGCAGCCGAUCGAGGAGUUGGGGGAGCAUUUUGAAGGUGACAUCCUUCUCACGGAUGAAGAGAAGACAAUGAUCUUUGAUGCAAUGGUUGAUGGACGGACAGGGCUUCUGAAUCCACGAUACCGCUGGCCAAAUAACAUUCUCUACUACGAGUAUGCAGAUCAUGUAACAGAGAUUCAAAGGGAAUGGAUUGAUUUAGCCAUAGCUAACCUGACUGGCCACACUUGCCUAACCUUUACGCCACGUACUACUGAGACCGACUACGUCUACGUUACUACAACGAGCUCAGGAUGCUUCUCUUACCUGGGACGUAUUGGAGGACGCCAGCAGCUCAAUUUGCAGAACAAUGUACCAACUCAGGGAUGCUUCCGAUUUGGCACAGUUGUUCAUGAAUUUAUCCACGCAUUAGGCUUCCAUCAUACCCAGACAGCCUACAACAGAAACGAUUACGUCCACAUCAAAUUUGAAAAUAUUCAAGCUGGGACUGAAAGCAAUUUUGUUCUGAGAGAUCGUACGACAACCACAUUGUAUGGCUUGCCCUAUGACUAUGACAGUGUUAUGCACUAUGGACCAACUGCAUUCAGUAUGAAUGGACAAGACACAAUUGUACCAACUCAGGAAGGAGCGGUUUUCGGACAGAGACUUGCAAUGAGCACUAUGGAUAUCCAGCGACUCAACCGAAUGUACGAUUGUCCAGAUGGACAGUGAAUGUAUUGAUUGUUGUAAAUUCUUUCAAUAAAAAACUUAAAUCUUUA
Molecule: messenger RNA, 882 nt
Organism: Phlebotomus papatasi
Lineage: Eukaryota; Metazoa; Arthropoda; Insecta; Diptera; Psychodidae
Product: seminal metalloprotease 1-like
Exons: 1
Coding region: 50-835 (261 amino acids)
Biological process (GO): proteolysis
Molecular function (GO): metalloendopeptidase activity; zinc ion binding
Source: RefSeq, a predicted model, not a curated record